CGUGAUUUUUCGAAGAGAAGCGGCACGUACGGGUCGCGCAGCCGUGCUGCCCGACACCGAACACUUCGUUCGCUCGCGAGGCCGAGGCCCCAGUGUGUUUUUACUCGGGGUUGAGUAAACUCCGGCCUGUUGUGUAUCAUAAUACGCGUGCACGCGGGUUUACGGGUUAGCCUUGCAUCGACCACUGGAUGCACCCUUGUCUUGCACCACGCCGCGCCGCCUGUCUCUUCCUCGAUCGACGGAGACCAACUUCCCAACAGACUACAGAGAUAUUCCGAAGCGUCAACAAAACACCAUUUAAACGGUCUAACGAGUAAACGAACGCCGCCGUCUCCGUCUACCGCCGACGGAAUUGAUAAUUCGCCGACGAUCUAUCGAACCGAGUGGCUACCAUGCCGAUUCGAAAGUUUCAGUGAGUGACUGUAUCGACUUGGCCAGAAAUAUCUAGUGAAAUUCCCUAUAUCAUCGUAUAUCGAUUCUGCCAUCCAAUUGUUUAGUGACUAAGUGUAAAUAACUAAAUGUGACUGAUCGAAAUCAGUGAGUGAAUGUAAAAAUCAAAGUUCACUGCCGUCUUUCGAGGAUAUAUAGGAUACUUAACUUAACUUAAAUAAAAAUGUCGUUACGUUAAAACUAUUCUGCAAAUAUAUAGAGCCAGUGAUCUAGAUAUAUUAUAUAGAUUCACGUAUCACAGGGUCAGGCGUUACUGUAUCCUUUCCAAAAUCACCCCCUCGUGUUUAAAGUAAAGCCAAGAUCAGGUGCAAUUGUAAAGAUGCAUACGCUGUUCAGCGAGCAGAAUGCAUAUUACAGGCAUGCAACGGCGGUUCCUGUUGGGAUGGGGACUCCGUCGUAUCCAGGAGUGGGUGCCGCACCAGGAUACUACGAACAAUACCGGUACGGCGGUUACGCGACGGCGGCAGGUUACCCAGUCUCGGGUAUAACCCAGCAACACAUUCACCAUCCCGGUAAGGAUAUGGUAAAACCUCCGUAUUCUUACAUAGCUUUGAUCGCGAUGGCGAUCCAAAACGCUCCCGACAAGAAAAUCACGUUAAACGGGAUUUAUCAGUUUAUCAUGGAGCGUUUUCCUUAUUACCGCGAGAACAAGCAAGGCUGGCAGAAUUCCAUCAGGCAUAACCUCAGCCUAAACGAGUGCUUUGUGAAGGUACCGAGGGAUGACAAGAAGCCCGGAAAAGGAAGUUACUGGUCGCUGGAUCCGGAUAGCUACAAUAUGUUCGAUAACGGUUCUUAUCUAAGGCGUCGGCGGCGCUUUAAAAAGAAAGAUGCUCUGAAAGAGAAAGAAGAAGCUUUAAAGAGACAAGGCUUGGUUCCCGAGAAGCAACGUAAUCAGGACGAGACGAAACCUAGCAACAUCGUAAUAGCGCCACCGUCGGAUGCAUCUACGAAGAAAUUGGGCACCCUGGAGACGACUUUGUGUAAACCGAAAAGGGAGCCGGUAAACGACGCUGGUAGUCAUUGUAUGGCUGUACAAGCGAAAUACGGUCUUCACAGUCCUAUCCAAGACACAAAGACAGCGGUUACGACGACGUCAGCCGUCGCGGUAGCUGGCCAAAGCGUCAUCCAAACUGCUCUGGGUCAUCAAGUGCAUCAAGCUCAUCAGGUUCAUCAAGACAGCAUUCAAGAUGUGUCUAUGGGAUUAGAUCCUACUAGUUUUAGCGUGGAUGCACUGAUGACGACGAGAGAGAACAGCGCAGCUCUAAUGACAAGGGAUAAUCCACAUCAUACGCAUCAUCCUCACGGUCUUCAACAUCCUCACCCUCACGCACACUCGAUUAUGACGAGCAGGGAGUCGAUGGGUUCGGGGGUGGUCUCCAGGGACCACCUGCCCUCCGUUUGCGCGACUACAACUACGACGACGGCCGCCGUCGCGGCAAUGAUGGCAACCACUGGAUACGGUCACAACAGCACCGUGUCUAGGAGCAACGGCUCGCCGCCUGGAACCAUGUACGCGCCUUAUUGCACGCCCACGGCUGGUUACAUAAUGGAUCAUGCGGAAUACAAUUCGAGAAACCAUAAUAACAGCGCGGGACACUCGCAAUGGUACCAGGAGGCGGCCAGCCCCGACGCCGCCGCCAUUUAUCAGGAUACCCAAUCGCCGAGCUGUCAGCUUUACAGAUCCAGCCCACCAACUCCACUCUCAUCGAGCGCAGCUCCGUCUCCACCCUUGUACCACAGAUACUACCAAGACUGCAAUACUGUCAACACUAGCGGAAAUCUACCCAUCACGUUGCACAAGUACUGAGAAUACCGAAAUUCAAGGCCUCAUCACCGAGGCCUUGAAGAACAUCACACCGAGCACUACGACCCGAGCUUGGUUUAUGUGAAACAAGAGUGGAUCCCGUGCACGGAAGAGCUCGCCAAAGAGUGGAAUUAGAUAAGUCUAGAAAUCCAUGAUAAAACGGUGUGAAAGUAAUAUCAAUUUGAAUCUCAAUUUGCCGAAACUAUACGAACUAAACGAUACGAAAAUAGCUGUAGAUAUUUCAUCGUUCAUGUACUUGAUAAUAGUACAGUGAAUGUAUAACGUAGCACUUUAUAGGUGCAGUAAAAAAGGAUUUUAACGAAUAGGUGAGAAUUGAAAGACUCAUGACAAAAACGAUCCUUGUUCACCUUUAUCCCUAGCAUCUUUUAUUUAUUUCAAUCUCUUUAAUGAAAUAUUCUUCGUAUUAAACAACUGAAUGGACUGCCACAAUACUUCAUUUUCAUACUUAAUUUGUGUAAUCUAAGAAAAAGCAAUUUGAGAUUAAUCAAAAUCAAAUCACUUUCUGGAAUGUGCUAUAUAUUCAUAGUCAGCUAAUAUUCGGGUUAAUACACUUUUAAAUACGAAAACUGCAUUUCUUUCUCAUCAAAACAAAAAAAAAAAAAAAAUACAUUUUAGGUAUUGGCGCUGUCUUUUAAUUACUAUAAAUAUAUUUAUAUUUAUAUUGUAGAAGAAUUAUAUUUAAUGAAAUCAUAAAAUUUUAUAUCUCUUGAUAAAGAUUGUUUUUCUUAUGAGUCUGUCGAUUAUUACCGAUUCUUAUCGAGGAAAAUGCUUGCAGUGAAUUGUGCGAAUAAUUCAACGCAACAGCAUUCACUAAUUUCUACUUCGAUUAGAGAUAUGUUGUUGGAGUGGAACUACAUAUAGUUCGAGGUAUUUUAUACUCUAUCGAAUCUUAUUCCGGUUCUAUAUAUAUAUAUCGAUCGAGAAAUAACGAACGAAGGAAAUGAAUCGUUGUAUACCAACUAAAGUUAUACAUACUUGACAUUUUCAAGACAUUAUCGCGAUCAGAGUGAACACGUGUCCUUCUUCGGGACGUAAAAAGUUUAGUACACAUGUACUACUUGAUCUAAGGAGAUAGCAGAUUGACAUAUAGCUUCAAAAUGGCCGCAGCUGGCAGCAGUAAUUUUUUUUUUUUCAUUUCUUUGUUUGUAUUGAGUAAAAAGCAGAAAAUUCGAUGACCGAGAAUUUGAUAAUAAAUAAUAUUAUUUUGUAAUGCAUUUUUUAGCUUUCGUCUCCAAAGUUUCUCUUUUCACAUAAAUUAUCGUUUAAAUCAAAUGUCAGAAUGUUUCAUUUCAUGCUUUGAACUUGUUGUAGAGCAGUUUAAUAACGAAAGCAAAUUCUGCUCCUAUCUAACAUUUCAAAAAACUCGGAAAAGUUGGUUUUAUUUUUUAUAAUCUCUGUUUUUCUUUAUUCAAUUACAAAUAUUUAAUAAUUGUUUCGUAACAAUCUAUAUAACUUUACUUAAAAUGCAGAAAUUGUAGCUUUAAUUUACUUAAAGUGCAAGAAUUAAAGCAAUGGACACGGAAGACUUUAAAUAUUCCAAUAAAGUUUAAAAAAUCGGAAAAUAUUAGAGAGGACAUUUUAACUACGUAAACAUAUAAGGAGGGCAGUAUUAUACAGAUUGAGGUUUCGGGAUGAUACUUUCGAUCUCUAAAUACUUACGUGAUCAGUUUUAUUGCAUGCUGGAUCAUUCAUUAAUGAAUCGGAAGAGCGAAUGACGCGAGAUGUGGCGUGAAAACAGAUGUGAAUAUCAGUGAUGAUCGUCGUCACCUGAGCAAACAAAGGCAGAUCUCUUUACUGAUCUACGGUAAUUUUGGCCGAUUCAAAAUUCCUUCUCGCGAUGAUCUUGUUUGCAUCAAGAUACGAACGAUUCUGCACACAUUGCAACUGUACAAACCUGCAGCGAAUUAAUGAGACAGAAAAAAAUAUUUCAGGCAGUGCACGUGUCCCUGUCGGAAUUAUCCAUUUCCGAUAAAAACACGAGAUCAAUAUUCAAGAUACUUAGAAACAGAUUUUUAGACUAUAAAAUAGAAGAAUUGAUAAAGAAGUGGAUAAUUAUUAAUGCAAUUUAAUACACCAGAUGGUUUUAGCACUACGAUGUCAAUAUAAUUUUUAAACUGAUAAAUUUUAUUUUAGUAAUCAUUUUCGAUAGUUUUUAAAAUCAAUUUCAUUAAUAAUAUUCGCAAUAUGUUGGAAUAUUAUUUAUAUAUUUAUUGAUCUUCUUUAUAUAGCUCUUAAUCUUGGACGCCAUAUUGAAAAUGAGAAUAUACCGUAAUGAUGUUUACAAUCGAGGAUUAAUGGAAUAUUAUUAUACCUGAUACAGAAUAGUCACUGUAGCAAAGUCGUUUUCUCAAUUGGGUUAAGAAUUGAUGGAUGAAGAAAGUUACAUCGAUAAUUCGCAUCAAACGUUCUUGUGACCAUAAUGGAUACAGUUGAUGGGAGUGAUAUAGUGAGGUUAUAAAAUUUUCAACGUUUAUGUACAUAUUUUGAAAGCAAUUCUGUAUAGUAAUUUGAGACACGCAAAGGGAGAUAAGACGCCACGAGCCUCGUCCAGGAUGAUAAUGUUAAAUAAAUGACAGUAAUAUUUUAUUACACAAUCUUUGGUAAGACGCUUAAAUUAUACAUAGAGAGAUAUAAAAAAAGAUUGCAUAAGGUUUUAGAACUAAAUCAUUUGUUAUUUUUCACAAUUUUAAAUACUGAUUUACAAAUAAUUCUUCCAGUUUGAGAUUUAAACUAUUUCCAUAAAAACGACAUCAAUCGGUGUUUCAAUCUGAAAUCUGACAAUUUAUAAUUAUAAAUAGUGUUUACUUAUUAGCAAGUACAAAUAAUACUCUAUUAAUAAGAUACAAUUGUGCAAUAACAGGCAAAUAAAAGAAAUUGAAACAAAGAAAUCUAUAAGUACGUAUGUUAUUCUUAUGUACGUACAGUAAACAAAUAAAUAAACAAUAGUUAUUUCUCGUAUAUCUGUCUCGGACUUAAUGUUUUAAUUUAUAACCUCAAAAUAUCAGCCCCAGCCAAUUAUACAUUCAAUGAAAACGAUAAAAGUUCUUUCUGCUAGUUAAUUAAAUGGAACGAGACAAAGGUGAUAAAAAUUCGUAAAAAGUAAUACGAUCGUUUCCUGUAGUGCGUUUGUGUGUCUCGUCAUUUUGUGCAUUUAUUCGCGUAACAUUAUUCCUUGCAACCAAUGCGCGCGAUUUGGUUGCACGAAAUUGGUAGUUUGACGAGGAUUGAGAUAUAAUAUAUAUUUAUUGCAAAACGGAUCGUGUGAAUAAUUAAACGAUUGAAACGGAAAAAGUCGUAUCGUAGAUAGAUCUCUGCGUGUAUAUUAUUAAAAAGAGUAUAUAUAUAUAUAUAAUGUUAUAUAUAUAUAUAUAUAUAUUAGAUAUAUAGAUUGUAUAGAUAAAGCUAUAUAUGUAUAGACAGAUCUAUAUAUACAGAAAACGUAUUGAUAUUACGAAUUAGUAAUAAUAAUCGCAAACUUAUUAACGUAGGAUAAGUCGUGCGAAUACGAAAACCUUACGAAAUAAACGUAAUGAAACGUAACGAUAACACCUUGUGUUAUUUUUUGAGGUAUCUUUGCACGAAAUUCUCGAUUUAUCCAACUCUCCUUGCCCCACCAUCCGUCUCACGGUUCGGCGAUACCGACCGAUACAACACUUGUAAAACUAUUGUUCAAC
This is a messenger RNA of Bombus terrestris (buff-tailed bumblebee), 5949 nucleotides long. RefSeq names its product fork head domain-containing protein crocodile (gene croc). Gene Ontology annotation, biological process: anatomical structure morphogenesis; regulation of transcription by RNA polymerase II; cell differentiation. The record is from RefSeq and is a predicted model, not a curated record. NCBI's taxonomy places the organism in Eukaryota, Metazoa, Arthropoda, Insecta, Hymenoptera, Apidae. The coding region runs from base 770 to 2257 and encodes 495 amino acids. Gene Ontology annotation, molecular function: RNA polymerase II cis-regulatory region sequence-specific DNA binding; DNA-binding transcription factor activity, RNA polymerase II-specific. The transcript has 2 exons.